AUGAAUGUACUCCCUUUAUAAAUGAAUAUCAAAAGCCUAAUAGAAGAUGUGAUACAGCAUCUUCCAUAUGAUGUGGUUCUUCAGAUCUUAAGUCUCCUCCCUUCAGAAUAUAUAUCGGAAUUCUUUCUUGAAUUAAAAUCAAGUCCAAUUAGACAAAUUGUAAUCGAACACUAUUAUUCAAAAGAGUUACAUGUUAUUCUAUCACCAACAAGAAGACCUCAUUAUUGUGGAACCCAUUCCGAUCAAACUAGUGAAUUGAUUGAUUUUUCAAGUUAUAUUGAAAUAGAUGAAUUUUUCACUGAUCAUCCAGAUAUCAAUCCUUCUAGAUUAGUAAUCAUCACUGGAGGUGAUUUCAGAUCAUUUGAAACCUUGUUAAACAAGUUCCAUGAUAGAAUAUCAUCUAAGAUAAAACAACUACACUUUCAUAUUGAAAGAUAUGAACCAAAUGCUAAAGAUCUUGAAUUAUUAACUUCAUUUCAGAAUCUUUCAAAAUUACAAUUAACUGGUGCUGACUUAAAAAUUUUAACAAAGACAAAUUAUUUAUCAAAUUUGAAUAAUCUUAAUCAAAUCGUAUUUUUAGGUCAUAAAGUUAAGAAUUGGACCAAUGUUCUAUUACCUCCAAAUUUAAAACAAUUGGAUGUUUCAUGGAAUGAGGAAUCAGAUAUUCUGACUUUGCCAUUACCAGAAUCUAUCACCGAAAUAUUUUGGAAUCAAGCAGGUGGGAUAACAAAUAAGAUUUUCACAUCGAAAGUGUUCCCAAAGAAUUUGAAAACCCUCAUGUUGACAUAUAAUAAAAUAAUUGAUUUAAAUGUUGAUUCACUUCCUAAAACAUUAGAAACCAUUGAUUUACUGUGCAACUCCAUCAGUACGUUUCUGUCGAAAGGUGAAGGUUAUUGGCCACCAAACCUUGAAACUAUCUUAUUAUCACAUAAUCAAAUUGAUAAUCAUGCGCUUGAAUCAUUAUCCAAAUUUAAAUGGCCAUUGAACUUGAAAGUUUUAAAACUUGAUCAUAAUAAAUUUACAAAUUUAAUUCAUUUACAAAAUAUUCCAAAUACUUUGGAAUACUUGGACAUUUCACAAACCAAAUUAAAUUCAUUGAAUGUUUUAUCACAGUUUGAUCAAAUUGUAAAUAAUGAAUCAUUUCAAUAUUUCCAAUUUCCUACAAGUUUAAUUUCUUUAAACCUUGGUUAUAAUGAUAUAAUAUUCCCAACUAGUAAUGGUGUUAACCAAAGGAUAAGAUUUCCUUCACAUUUGUCAAGUUUAAACUUGGAUGAGUGUAAUAUAAAGAGUCUUGAUACUUUUAUUUUUCCAAGUUCAUUAGUCAAACUUUCAUUAUGUGGGAAUAAAAUCGAAGAUUUAAAUUCAUACAACAUUAAAUUUAAUUCAACUUCAAACGGUAAUAUAUGUUGGAGUCAAUUAAUUAAAUUAUCAUCAUUAGAAUUAUACCUAAAUCAGAUUUCAACGUUAGAAAAUUGGUUUCCACCACCAAAUUUGCACAUGUUAGAUUUGGGUAAAAACCAAUUAAAUGAAUUGACUCUGAUAAAUACACCAUUAUUUCAAUCAGAAUCAAAAAAUAAUAACAAUAAGACUUUGCAACUUCAAAAGUUGCAAUUAGAAUUAAAUAAUAUUCUGAAACUAGACAAUUUUUUAAAAUUACCGCCAAAAUUGCGUAAUUUGCUGCUUAAGGAAAAUUCACUUACAGGAGAAUUAAUUAUACCAAAAUCAUUUGCACAAUUGGAAUCUUUAGAUCUUGGAUUUAAUUCAAUUGAAUCCUUGAGAUUUAGUAAGGUUCUGAACUCAAAUUUGAAGACUUUAAAUCUUACAAAGAAUUUAAUACUUCGAAAUGAUAGAACUAAAAGUUCAAUUGAAGAAUUCUAUGAAAAUAUUGAAGUAUCUUUAGGGAUUAAUGCCACUAAACAUAAGGCUAGUGUUAAUAGUGUGCAUACAUUUAAGAGAUAAAGAAUAAUAGAGAUAAUCAAAUUAUCAUUUUAGAGAUAAACCCUCGAGAAAAUUUACCUAUUGUUAUCUUACGUUUACAAGACAAUUUAAAACUAAUUAGGAAUAAAUAGAUAUGCAUAUG
Messenger RNA from [Candida] anglica, 2080 nucleotides. The record is from the annotation of a GenBank genome assembly. NCBI's taxonomy places the organism in Eukaryota, Fungi, Ascomycota, Pichiomycetes, Serinales, Debaryomycetaceae.